Bombus pyrosoma is the source of this 2792-nucleotide messenger RNA. RefSeq names its product adenylate kinase isoenzyme 5. Gene Ontology annotation, cellular component: cytoplasm; cytosol. Lineage: Eukaryota; Metazoa; Arthropoda; Insecta; Hymenoptera; Apidae. Gene Ontology annotation, molecular function: AMP kinase activity; ATP binding. The transcript has 12 exons. Gene Ontology annotation, biological process: nucleoside triphosphate biosynthetic process. Bases 851 to 2737 code for a protein of 628 amino acids. The record is from RefSeq and is a predicted model, not a curated record.
UAUGGUGACGAUUGACUCUUGCUACGACCUCUAGUCGUUUCUAACAAUCCAUUACAGUGUUAUCACGCCGCGACUAGAAAACCUCUGCUCGUGAAAGUUCCGUUCCGAAAGUCUCGCGUGUCAGCUGUGUUUUUCGUCGCUGAGACCACGCUUCCUUUUUCUCGAUUCACAACGAUCGACAGAAUUCUCGAACGGCUCGACAUCGUUAUAAAACGUAAAAGGACAAGUUUUCCAAAAAUCUAAUAAGAAACAGUUUUCCCGCAGAGAUAUUUAUUAUAUUCUUGGAUAGAUCGCUACUGAAAGUGGUUCUUGCUAAAGAUGGACGUGCCCUCUGAUAAACUCACGAAAUAACGUGCAUCGCAUCUCAUACGCUGAACGAAAAAUUAUCGACUCGAUGUGGAUGGUGUUACUACUGACCAUCGUUCUAAAGAUUUUCCUAAAGAAGCUACGGGGAUUUAAUCGAUCACCGAGGGAAACUUUACGUAUCGAGCCUUCUCCUGCUUUUGGUUACCGAUCUAUUGGACUGUGAUCAUAAAUCUCAUUUGCUCGAUCUUAUUCGUCUGUAAGGACAUCUACUGGAUACUCCUGACAAGAAAGUAUCACAGAAGUUUAUUCGCAACCGUUUAUGAAAAGUGAAAAAACUCGGUUAAUAGCUCGAACAGUUCGAAUCGAAGAAAGAAGAAGUAUCGACGAAAACGUUGUGAACAAAAGAGUUCUUAAUGUGAAAAGAAAAUUGUUGUUUGUGGUACUUGGUUCUCGAAGGAACGUGUCAGAAAAAGUGAAUUAGUUAGUUGGAAGCAUGUGAGUAAAUGGCCGUGGCAGGAUCUUGGCAUCCUUCGAACGACCUACUAUGGGCAUCUGCCUGGACACUGAUCAACAAAAUGGAUCGCAGGUGUUCGAGGAAGCUGAUGCUCGAAGCGCGGGGAAAUGGCGAGGAGAGGCUGGCCUCUUGUCAACCCCUCCAAGCGGAUAUUUUCCACAACAGAACGUUGGUGCAGUUAAAUUCGAAGUUCCAAAAGUGCCUGUCAUAUUUGUGCUUGGUGGACCUGGUAGUGGAAAGGUGACACAUUGUGAUAAUUUGAUGCAAGAGAAAAAGGGUAUAACGCAUAUCAACAUGAUGGAUCUCCUUCAACAAUACGCUCUUGGAAAUGAUAUGCAAGAUUUCGGACAACUUAGCAGUAAAACAGUUGCGGAGGUUCUUAUGCUGGAAAUCAAAAUGUCUCCAGGUUCCAAAGUCUUUCUUGUUAGUGGUUAUCCACGCAAUAUGCGCGACGUAGUAGAAUAUGCUGAAAAAAUUAAAAUUGUAAACGGCGUGAUUCUUGUGUCCUGGAGACAGGAGAUUCUCGAAAGACAAAUCGAUUUUGGUGCACAACUUGGACAAGUAGUGAUCGAGCUAGCAAGAAUGGAACUUUAUAAUUUUUAUAGAAACGUUAUGCCCGUCGCAGAAUAUUUCGAUCAAAGUGGAAUGUUGCUAGAGAUAAACGGAGAAAGAAAUCCGAGCGAGGUGUACGUCGAUUUUCGUGAAGCGGUUUUCAAAAUUCUCGGCUUGUCGAACGAUGAAAUACAAGGAAAAAAUGCUUCUCAACCGUUAAAAACAGAAGUAGAAGUCGAGAGGAGGAAAGAAUCUAUUCCAAAAUCAUCAUCUCCUAUGGAAGAAGUGUUGGCUCAGCUAACGCAAAUACCUGUCGAGGUGAAUGUGAAACCCAUAAAAACCGCGAUCAAGUCUAGAAAAGGAUUACCCGCGUUCAUCUGGGUUAUAGGUGGCCCAGGAAGCAACAAAGAAAAUUUAUGCACUCAGGCUGUUCGUAAUAUGCCAGGCUGGGUCCAAAUUAGCAUCGGUGGUUUGCUUAGAACGAUGGCAUCGUCAAAUACUAUUGUCAACGAUGCUAUCGUCUCUGGAGAGACGGUACCACAAGACAUCGUGAUGCAAGUAGUAGAGCAGCAGAUUAUGCUAAAUCGCGACACGGAUGGCAUAGUAAUAGAUGGCUAUCCGAGGGAUUUGAAUCAAGUGCAAGAAUUUGAGAAUAAGUUUGGCCAGCAGCCACCGUUAGUAUUAUUAGACUGCUCGAAACUACAACUUGGCAGAGGAAGGAUAGAUGAUAACGUAUCUGCAUUUAGAAAGAGGCUGGAACUCUUUCGCGAAGUAUCUUUACCUAUGUUAAAAACCUUGGAUAACGAAAAUCGCUUAACAAUUAUUGAUGGCGAUACGGACGUACCAAGCGUGCAACAAGAAUUCGCGGCCGCACUUUAUCAAUUAAUGACGCAAACGCGUCGCAAAGAAGAGAAUGAUCUACACAAUCCUGAACCACAGAUGGUACAAGAAAAUGGAAACAAUGAGAAAUUAAAUACUGUUCUUAAUAAUAGGGAUCAAUCGAUCAUAUCAAACGGUGUUUCUAAGCAGAUGACCGAUGGUAAAUUAAAUGUCGAGCAAGCGGUUAAUGCUACGAAAAAUAUGAAUGGAAUACGCAGCAUACAGGGUGCUGUACGAAUCGCAAAUGGAUUAAAGAACACCGCCAGACAGGUUCAAAAAAACGGUGCUGCUCGUAUGCAAAACGGUAUUGCAAAUGGUACCACACACAUGUUGCAAAAUGGUGUUGCACAUCUGGCCAACGGAAUUAUACCAAGCAAUAACAAAGUUGCACCAGCAGUACAAAAUUAUUUGUCGAACAACACCAAAGAUGCAGUGAGGAAGAUGUACAACGAGGUCGAAGGUUACCAACAGAAUUUACACAUGUAGUUAAAAACACGUGUAAGAUCGUCGUUCGAACGAAAAAUUAAAAAGGAGAAGAGAA